This is a messenger RNA of Polyodon spathula (Mississippi paddlefish), 1256 nucleotides long. Its product is annotated as protein LLP homolog. The record is from RefSeq and is a predicted model, not a curated record. Gene Ontology annotation, molecular function: RNA binding. Gene Ontology annotation, biological process: dendrite extension. The coding region runs from base 122 to 499 and encodes 125 amino acids. The transcript is spliced from 4 exons. Gene Ontology annotation, cellular component: nucleolus. Lineage: Eukaryota; Metazoa; Chordata; Actinopteri; Acipenseriformes; Polyodontidae.
AGAAUGCUUUGCGGCUGCCGUAAAACCCACGUGUAGCCCAGGAAGUCUGUGUGGAGCAGUGUUUGGUGUGAUCAAACAGUGAAAGGUCCAUUGAAAAUACGAGGGUGGAGAUUUGUGCAAAAUGGCAAAAAGCUUACGGAGCAAGUGGAAGAGGAAGAUGCGAGCUGAGAAGAGGAAGAAGAAUGCCCCCAAGGAGCUGGCUCGUCUCAAAACUGCUUUGGCUUUAGAUGGCAAGGGGGACAUUUCCAUGGAAGAUGUGAAGGAGAUCGCAACUGUAGUGCCAGCUGCAAAGCUGAAGGAGAAAGCGAAAGAUGCAGCGAUGGAAGGAGAAGACGGGGGCGCUACUCAGAUGGACACAGACAGCAAACGAAGCAAAAAAACUCAGCUGGACGAGCACGGGCAGUACCCCAUAUGGAUGAACCCGAGACAGAGAAAGAGGCUGAAACAGAAACGCGGGAACCAGGGCAAAGCAAAGCAGCAAAAGAAAUUGGCUUGGUAGAUUGAUUCUUUGAAAGUGAAGAAAUCUGUGAGCUGUAUAUUGUGUUAUAUAUGCGUGGAGCGUUAGUGGUGAUGAUCGUGCCUUUGUAAAAUGGAAGGAGCAUAGAAAGAUGAUUUGAUUUUCUUUAAAUGGCUCAAUUGAAUAUUGGAUUUCUGUAAAGAUAAUUGUGAAUGUUGUUUAUACAUCACAACACUUUGCACGUGUUUUUUCAUGGGGAAAAAAAAAUAACGUUUUCUUUUUUUAUAAAGGAAGUAUGGUAUGCAUUUCAAUGGGAUGUAUUACAAUGAUGGCAAUAAGACUCCCAUUGCAUAGCAGUUUGACCCAUUCAUAGCUUUACAAUUGAGUAUAAUAAGACAUAUCUGAACUUGGUAAGCUGUACAUUGUGGCAAAUUAGGCUCCUAGUAAAACCUGGAAUGGGUGUAACUGUGCAAUAGGAGUCUUAUUUCCUUCCCUGCAUUAGUUAGAUAUCCUGCUUUGUUAAUAGAAAGGUGUAUGCCCAAAGCGAUUUUUAAUCAGGAUCUAGACUUUCUUUUUCCUGUUUUAUGUUAUCCGGAAUAUUAAUUGUUAAUUUGACAAAUGAUUUGGACUUGCUUGCUUGGUCGUGGAGAAUGAAUGGUGUAGACAAGAUUAAAAGUCUUUAUGCUGAACAAAGGGUCUGAUACACCUUGUGACUCUCCAUAGGCGUUUGUUAAAAUCUUCAUGUGAUAUAAUGACUUGUAAACUUCAGUACAUUUUGAAAUAAAUGUAUUGCUCAAUG